AUGGAACUCAAUAUUACCCAGGUACUCACCUGCGCCUUGACUCUCAACGUUCAGCGCUUAUAUGGCAGGGGAAUCCAUUCAAAGUUCCUCGUCCGUGCGCUUGCGUCACCUUCCGAGUACACUGUCUCGUUCAUUGUCUUGAAUCUGCUCGGCCAUUCUAAUCCCGAUGAUAUGGUAAUUGGAACGAUACACUCCAUACGAGAGAGUGUUAUCAAUAUAUCGGAGACGUUCAGUACGGAGGCGCCAUCCAUGACGCAGAAUACGACGAUCAUUCCGACCGUCGAACUAGUACUUGGCACAAUUACCUAUCUAGUAAUCAUAACGAUGACCGUUGUGGGCAACACCUUGGUCGUAGUUGCAGUGUUCAGCUAUAGGCCUCUGAAAAAGGUCCAGAACUAUUUUCUCGUCUCAUUAGCUGCAUCAGAUCUGGCCGUGGCCAUAUUCGUCAUGCCGCUUCACGUGGUGAAAUUCCUUGCCGAUGGCCGAUGGCUACUUGGAAUUCCGAUUUGUCAGCUUUUUACCACCGCCGACAUACUACUGUGUACAUCAUCAAUACUGAACCUGUGCGCUAUUGCUAUCGAUAGAUACUGUGCAAUACAUGACCCAAUAAACUACGCACAGAAACGCACGUUACGCUUUGUGUGUUGUGUGAUUAUUACGACGCAAUUAUUUCAGGUCUGGGUGCUAUCUGUAAUAAUAUCAGUGCCUCCAUUGAUCGGAUGGAAUGACUGGUCAUCACAGAAGCUUCGAGAUCACUGCGAACUCUCAUCAGAAAGGGCAUUUGUCGUUUUCUCAGCAUCGGGCUCAUUUUUUCUACCUCUCCUUGUGAUGGUUGUCGUCUAUGUGAAGAUCUUCAUAAGUGCACGGCAGCGAAUACGAACGAAUCGAGGACGAAGUGCUCUGAUGCGUAUACAAAACGCUUCCGUAGAAGAACGUGGGGAUCGUAGGAGUUCGAAGCGAUUCUCAGUCGAAAGUGCCAAGGCUGGUGGUCGUGUUGGUGAGAAAACUCCUCUCGUUCAUACGGAAGGCACAUCAGUGGUCACCGUCGUGCCAAGUUCGCUGCCUGAUGGUGUCAACAUCGAUCAAACGACGAGAACAAUGAGGUAUCACAACAAUGGCUGCGCUAGGCGAGAUGUUGCCGGGAAAGACAACGCGGUAAGUUUCAGUAUGACUAAUCAGUAA
Messenger RNA from Ostertagia ostertagi, 1182 nucleotides. The record is from the annotation of a GenBank genome assembly. NCBI's taxonomy places the organism in Eukaryota, Metazoa, Nematoda, Chromadorea, Rhabditida, Trichostrongylidae.